UGAUUCAUACUAGUUUGUAGGACGAAGAUGACUAGUUCAGAUCUUAUUUAGUGAAAAUUAUGCUUAUUUAAAGAGGAAAAGGAAGCAUAAAUCUUUUCCAAGGAUUUAUUUAGGUCCAUCGGAUACUUAUAUUCCAAGGACGGAACUUUUAAGAUGGAGAUGAAGUGUUUAACGUUAAAGGAUUUGCUUAGUGUGAGAACACUAGUUAAUAAGAGUGAAACUGGCAACAUCAAUGAGCAGAAAGAGAACAUCUGCAUGGACCGAAGGAAAAUGACCCCACUGAAGUGUGAGCCUGUGAAUGGACAUAAGAGAGUUUCCAGCCCAGAUAUCACCCAUAUGACCCCCAAUAAACACACAGAGAGGGUCCAUCCGGACCCCUGGACCCCGACAGCCAACCUGAAGAUGCUGAUCAGCGCCGCCAGCCCAGAUAUCCGUGACAGAGACAUGAAGAAAACCCUCUUCAGACCCCUUGAGAAUGAAGAGAAGGCUAUAGAGGAGGAUGAAGAGGAAGAACUCGACGACUCGUGUCAGUAUGAAGCGUCAGAUGAUUCUGAGAGGAGGCCCAGCCGUAAACAGAAGAGUUUGGGGCUUUUGUGUCAAAAAUUUCUGGCCUUGUACCCUGAUUACCCAGAAACCUCUGAAGGCAUUAAUAUUUCUCUGGAUGAGGUGGCCUCACGCUUGAGCGUUGAGAGGCGACGCAUCUACGACAUUGUGAACGUGCUGGAGUCUCUGAUGCUGGUGAGCAGAGUGGCUAAGAACCUGUACGUGUGGCACGGACGCUCAGCUCUGCCACAGACCCUGCAGGAUCUCCAUCAGACGGGACGUGAGCAGGGCUACCAUCUGCAGAUGGACCAGAGAGAAGGAAGCAGCCCGUGUGCCGCCCACCACAUGCAAAACACACACGCGAACGUCUCGUCCAGUAGACGAAAGGAUAAAUCACUCCGUAUCAUGAGCCAGAAGUUUGUCAUGCUGUUUCUGGUGUCCAAAACACGGACCGUUACCCUCGACACAGCUGCUAAGAUCCUGAUCGAAGAGGGCCAGGAUGAGUCCAGCCACAGCAAAUAUAAAACUAAGGUGAGACGUUUGUAUGAUAUCGCGAAUGUCCUGACCAGCCUGAAUCUGAUCAAGAAACUUCAAGAGCGAGAGGAAAAGAGUCGUAAACCUGUCUUCAAAUGGAUCGGACCCGCCGAUUUCCACAGCAGCAGCGAUUCAGAUGAUUUGAGAGUCUCAGCGGCUCAGAUCUGCACCGCCGGGGAACGACGGGAGAAGAUGAUGCGUCACUCCUCCUUUCAAGUCAUUCCUGCACCUCCUGUCAAUCAGAGGCGGAUAAGCUCCGCCCCCAGCACGCCUCACAGACCUUCUACGGACGAGCCGGUGGAUUAUUCUAGGAAGAGAGAGAACACCAGCGCAGUGUGUCAGCUGCGGUUCGGAGACGGUGUCCCGGCGAGUGGAAGUCCUGUAGUGUUGUCUCCUGGACUGGCAUCACUGGCAGUCCCUCUUCAGAUGGACGUCCCGUAUACAUCACAUCCUGUUUCUGCCCAGUUCGCUCCUCACCCGUUAGCGUUCCUGCCCGGUCUGCCACAGACGCCCCUGCUCAUGGUGUACGGCGGACACGUCCCAGACGCCGUCGGCCAGAAGUCACCCGUCUCAGGCCACAGGGAAGAACAUCUGAAGAAGAGAGAGAGACGAGUGGAAGAGGAGGAUGAUCAGGCAGCUAAACGAAGCAAACGCUCUGCUUCCAUAGAAAGUGAAACGGGUGAGACUGAGAGUCUGAGAAGGUCUCCAGUCUGCUCUCGAGAUGGUUCUCCGUGGGACGAGGCCUCGUUCGGGCCGACGAAUGAGGAAGAUGCAGGAGUGCUGUCCUCUCAUUACCUCUAUGUUCCCAACACAGCAGGUCUGAACGGUUUGAACUUCCUCAUGCCGGCGGGACACACACAGGGUGGCGUGCCAGCUGUAGCCAUGCCGUAUUUUUUGGUGCAUUCGCCCCUCAUAGCGGGUGCAUCGCCCACCUCUGGCGCUGAGGGGGCUGCCAGCAGCGGUCUGAGUUUCAGCGUGCCCACCGUGCUGUCGCCGGCUCGUUUUGUGAUGGCAGGAGGGGCGUUUGGUGUGGUGGAAACACUGAACAGCCCCGAGCAUCAUGGGCACAGAUUACCAGCAGCCACACUCUCUCCAGAGGGACCACGAGCACAAGAAAGCCCUGAACCAGCGCAAACACAGACUCCUGUGACCCCAAAGGAAGCGGCAGGGGGGUCCAAAUCUUUCUUCGAGACGCCUGGAGCCUUUGGGUGUCUCAGCACACCACCAGCGGCCCGCAAGAGAGGCUCCGCCCAGAGGAGGCUGGACAUCGAGCGUGCCUCAGCCGAUUAAAUUAGCCGCUGCAUGUGUGUCAGCGUGUCUUCAUGCUUCUGUGGUGCUAGAGUGCCAAAGACAGAAACAGCAUUACACCACAAAAUUUGACUUGAAAUAAUUCUCUGGAAAUGAACAUUUCCUGUUUAGUAACUAGUGAACAUCACAAUCAGUAGUGUGUUAUUGGAAAUAGUCUGUUACAACACACUCUUGUGUCUGUUUAUGAUUUCCCGCCGCCACUUUUGAUAGUGUUGUGGAGUUCCUUUGACAUCCUGCAAGUAUAUUUCCUGAUUUUGUUUACCGUUACUAUUUAUUAAAGUAUUCCAGAGGCUAAAAUCAUCAAUCCAGCUUUAGCACUACGUAUUUAAAAAUGAAAGUGAAUGAUUGGUCUGGAUUGGCAUCUGAGAAACAAUAACUAGACAGAUCUGCUCUAUAGUAUGUUCACUAUCUCACAGGGAUCUCACGGUUUGUCGAAGUGCCAUAUUGGUGAAGCCCACGUGCCUUAGAAAUGUUUCUGGUGCAUGAUGCCUUCGCCACAGAGAAUGAAUGAAUUCUGAGUGUAUUUGUGAUAAUGGUUGUAAUAGUUUGAGGUGCUACAUCUGUGAAACCAACGGAAAACAAAGACAUACUUGAACGACCAGUGAAUAUGAUCCGCAGUCACUGGAGCAAAGCAGAAAUAUCACAGUACUGUACUGUUUGGAAACAAAGUAUGUUUGCGUCUGAACUUCUUAGUAGACUAGUAAUAAAUUAUUUUGGGACCUGGAUUGAAUUUUGCACCGCGAUCCUUAUAGCUGUACAGUAUUUACAGGUACUUCACUGUACUGUGACUCGUAGCGUUAAAUAUUUGUAUACGUGUUGUUUUUUGUAUCCGUUAGUGUUUAAACGUCUUGGUUGGAUGUUUAAAGCUGCACUGAUGAAUCUGUAUGGUGCUUCUGUGUUUGUCAGAUGUAUUUUCAAU
Messenger RNA from Carassius auratus (goldfish), 3304 nucleotides. RefSeq names its product E2F transcription factor 7 (gene e2f7). NCBI's taxonomy places the organism in Eukaryota, Metazoa, Chordata, Actinopteri, Cypriniformes, Cyprinidae. Gene Ontology annotation, molecular function: RNA polymerase II cis-regulatory region sequence-specific DNA binding; DNA-binding transcription factor activity, RNA polymerase II-specific. The record is from RefSeq and is a predicted model, not a curated record. Bases 154 to 2367 code for a protein of 737 amino acids. Gene Ontology annotation, cellular component: RNA polymerase II transcription regulator complex. Gene Ontology annotation, biological process: regulation of transcription by RNA polymerase II. The transcript has 13 exons.